UUCAUUCAAGAAAUUGAGGAUGGGGUGCACAUUUUUACAAAUCUGUUUAUUUAUAAAUAAAAACACUCUACUGUAGAUAUAAAGUUAAUAUGCAUGAACAAAUAAUGAAGCAGCAUUUUAGUUGGAAAAAUAACGUCGAUCAAUUUGUCUUUAAAAAUUGCUUAAAUGAUCAAAUUUGUCGCAGAAAUUUUAAAUUAAGAAAAAAGUUGUGUGAAUAUAAUCAAAAAUAUAAAGAAGAGAAUGACAGUGAGUUAAAAUCUAUUGCAAAAACCGGAACGCUAAUAAUCAGUACUUCACCACCACAUCGAACUUCCAAUACAUUUAGCAUAAAAUAUUUUACGUCGUCAUUACCAAUAAGAUUAUCCAAUUCAUUUUCAUAUUCAACGCAAUCGAAUACAACGAAAAACUUCAUGCUCUCACUUAUUUUUAAUUCUGUUCAUGAUUUAAUAGUAAGAAAAUCUCUUAAACAGAUUACCGGAAGCCUGUUAACAUUAAUGACUUUGUUGGGAAAUCAAUAUUACAAAACGCAUUUGGAAAAAAUAGUUUUGUUCACCACGCAAAUGUUGCCAUUUUGUACAGGAAUAACUUGUAAAAUUCAACUAAGACUACACAGUCUUUUGUUCGCUUGGUUUUGGUUGGUCUUCACGUUGCAUAUUGGUUUUGGAUCGGCAGAUCAAGUAAUAUUACUGGAUACAACAAGAGAAGCGACACUAGAAUGGACACGAUAUCCUUAUGGACCUCAGGCUCAAACCCCAGGAUGGGUUGAGGAGUCAUUUACCGAUUUUGUGAAAGGUAUAAACUGGAGAAGUUAUGUAGUGUGUGAUGUUGCCUACCACAAUGUUAACAACUGGUUGUGGUCGCCUUUUAUUGAUCGUGGUCCAGCCAAUCGACUGUAUAUAGAAAUACAGUUUACAAUUCGAGAUUGUUCUUUAUUUCCAGGAAAUGCAUUGUCAUGCAAGGAAACGUUUAGCUUAUUAUAUUAUGAAUUUGAUGCAGCAACACGUGAACCACCGCCAUGGCAAACUGAUAGUUAUAAACUAAUUGCUCGAAUAGCUGCUGGAGAAGGGCGUUUUAAUCAAAACUCAGAUGUUGAUAUUAAUACUGAAGUAAAAAGUAUAGCUGUCACAAAAAAAGGAGUCUACUUCGCUUUUCGUGAUCAAGGAGCGUGUAUAAGCGUAUUAGCUGUAAAAGUUUAUUAUAUAACUUGCCCUGCAGUAACCGAAAAUUUUGCACAUUUCAAUGAAACUCCAACAGGCCGGGAGAUCACAAUAAUUGAAAAGCAGAAUGGUACUUGCGUUGAAAAUGCUGAACCCUAUGAACCGCCCACUUACUUAUGUAAGGGAGACGGCAAAUGGACAAUUCUAAAUGGUGGAUGUCGUUGCAAAGUAGGAUUCGAGCCUGACAAUAUAAAUAAAACGUGUAAUGAAUGUGCUGCUGGAACAUUUCGUUCAGAUGAAAUUGCUAAUUGCAUUCAAUGUCCGCCAAAUUCAAACGCCUUAAAAUCAGGAGCAGCAUUUUGUAAAUGUUUGCCAGGAUUUUAUCGACAUCCUCGAGAUGGUAAACAUAUGCCUUGUUAUAAAGCUCCUGGACCUCCAACUAAUCUCACACUGCUGUUCGUUGAUCAAACAAGUGCAAUACUUUCUUGGAACUCGCCUGUUCGAGACAGUGCAGAAUCAGUAUUCAAUAUAAAAAAUACAAAAUAUCGUAGUGAUAUUAUAUAUAAAGCGCGUUGUAGUUCUUGUUCACCGAAUGUAGUAUUUAAUCCCAGUACUGAUACUUUUAAUGAUACUAAGUUAACUUUGACUAAUUUGGAAGCUGUUACAACUUACGUAGUACAAAUUCAUACUAUAAAUGGACUUUCUUAUAUAGAAUCAGAAAUAUAUCUAAACGAUACUAUUGUUGGAAACACUGCUGUUGAAACUUUAGGAAUUUCAGAUACUAAGCCUAUAACUCCGAAACGUAGUCAACAAUCAAUAGACUUUGAUAAUAUAAAAACUGAGUAUGCUGAAAUAAGUUUUACAACGGAAUCAGCAAUUUUGUCCACUGUUUUUAAUGUACGUGUUUUGAGUACAACCAGUAAUGAAGUGGAUUUAGUUUGGGAUAAACCUGUGCAGAGUGACGCACCAAUUGAAUUUUAUGAAGUACGUUGGUUUCCAAAAUCCGAACUAGAUGCAAUCAAUAAAACUGCCUUAAAUACAAGAGAAACGAAAGCACAUAUUGAAGGACUUAAUGAAAAUACAGAAUAUGGCUUUCAAGUACGGUGUAAAACUUUAAACGGCUUUGGUACUUAUAGCAAUAUUGUUUAUGCACAUACUCAUCAAGCUGUUAGUUCAGUAUAUGACGAUUCAAUACAAAUGCGUAUUAUUGCCGGGGCUACAGUUGCAGUUGUUUUUAUAUUAGUUCUUGUUAUUGUAGCAACUGUUUUAUUUUUGCGAUCUAAACAUCAAGAUGAUUUAGACAAAAAAUCAAGUAACCAUCUGCCAUUGCCAUUGGAUUACGCAAGUAAUGAAGUUCAUGCUGUGGAUACUACACCAAUAGUUAAAACGAUUCAAUCAAACGGUAAAUUCUUUUUCUUUUUAUACAUGGAAGAAUUUUAUUUUGUACUCGACUGUAAAAUCUCUAGAUUAACGGCUCAGCAGUUAUCUGAUAUGGGUAUCACAUUAGUUGGACAUCAGAAAAAGAUCUUACAUCAAGCUAGACAGUUGGACACCAUAAUUUAA
This is a messenger RNA of Teleopsis dalmanni, 2720 nucleotides long. Its product is annotated as ephrin type-B receptor 1-like. The record is from RefSeq and is a predicted model, not a curated record. Lineage: Eukaryota; Metazoa; Arthropoda; Insecta; Diptera; Diopsidae. Gene Ontology annotation, molecular function: transmembrane-ephrin receptor activity; ATP binding; protein binding. The coding region runs from base 90 to 2720 and encodes 876 amino acids. Gene Ontology annotation, biological process: protein phosphorylation; cell surface receptor protein tyrosine kinase signaling pathway; axon guidance. The transcript has 9 exons. Gene Ontology annotation, cellular component: neuron projection; membrane.